AUUGUCCCACUGAGUGUUAUGAUCAGGUAGCUACAGAAAUCUGCCCCGUUUCCCCAGCCAUUUCGAGCUCAGUCGUCGAGCCAUACUCGUUGAUUGAACUUUAUGUUUUUAUCCUUUUCACUUUUAGUAGUGUUCUCUCUCUAGCAACAUGGCAGACAUCUCAAAGGAAGAUCUUCGUAAAGAAAUUGCCGCUAUCCUCAAAGAUGCCGAUUUAUCAUCUACAUCUGCCAAGAAGGUUAGACAAGAACUCGAAGAAAAAUUAAGUGCAAAUUUGCAAUCGAGAAAGAAGGAGAUUGAUGACUUAGUCAUGGAAUUUGUUAGCUCAAAACAAGAAAAGAAGGGUAAGGGAAAGAAGGGAGAUUCUGAAGAAGAAGACGAGGAGGAGGAAGAAGAAGAAGACGAAGAGGAUGAAGAAGAGGAACCCUCUGAGGACGAAAAGAAAAAGAAACGUGGCUCAACUGGGAAAAAACCAGCUGCAAAAAAAGCCAAAAAAGGAUCAGAUGACGAAUCUGUUAGUGAACAGAGUGAUGGAGAUUCUGAAGAAGAAUAUUCGCCUAAAAAGUCCAAACCGAUCAAGACUCGCAAAUUACCUCCCAAGAAGAAGAAGGGCUCCGAAUCAGAUUCUGAUGAAGAUUGGGGCAAAAAGAAGGGCAAAAAAGGUGGCGGUGGCGGAAAGAAAGGUGGAAGCGGUUACACGAAAGUAAUGACUCUAUCUCCCGAACUUGCAGCUUUAGUUGGUCAAGAAUCAAUGGCUCGACAUGAAGUAGUGAAGAAAGUUUGGGCGAUAAUCAAAGAAAAAGAUUUAUAUGACCCUAAAAAUAAGCAGUACGCUAUUUGUGACGACGCGUUGAUGAAAGUAAUCGGAACGAAACGUUUUCGCACUUUUGGUAUGAUGAAAUACCUGAAAAAUCAUUUUAUUAGCUAAACGAUUUUCACAAUAGGCCGAUUAGCGUCCACACUAUUAAUUUUUCUUAUAUAAAUAUAUAUAUAUAAAAUACUCUCAUCGAGUAAAAUUAUUCAAAAGUAGUUUGGUGUUUGUAUUUUGUGCGCGUUAGUCGGCGAGUUUCAAAUAUAAAUGUUGAAAAUAGAAUUAAAAAUAUUUUUAUUAUAAGCCCCGUUUAGAACUGAUUUAGUUUUUAGGUUUUAAUAUUCACAAAAUUUUUUUUUAUAUACAAAUAUUUGUUACAGUUAAAACACAUAUUUCGUUAGAACUAGUUUUUCCUAGUUAAAACUAGUUUUUUUAGUUUUGUUAGUUUGUUAAAACUAGAAUUUACCACUAGAUAUAUUUCGGAUAUCAUAUCGAGCUGUAUUUAAAACUAACACUAGAAAAACUAAUUUGGGAUUGAAAACAAUUUAUAAUUUUAUAUAUUCAGUACAACAUCGUAAAAUCCGGAAUUGUUGGGAAAAGAUUGAUUCCGAAUUUUAGAUUUUUUGUUAGGGUUGUAAGUUAAGAAACUAAUUUUACCUUUAAAUCCAACAACAGAUUCGUCUACCGAUACCUCUCUUGAUGUAAGUGUAGCAUCCAAAAAUUUUUAAAAAUCGUUCUUUUCUAAAUAUGCUACUAAAAAAAAGUAUUUUGGCGUUAAACUCUUGUAACCAAUACUUUUGGAUAUUAGAUACGGUUAUCGUACCCGUAUUUAGGAUAACACCAAUAAAUUCGUUAAACUCUUCUACUGUAACAUCUACCCACGUAUGCCAUGUAGAACAUUUUGACAACCUCUUCUGUGCAAUUUUAUGUCUAGCGUAGUUAUUUGUUUGCUCCACUAUUUUUAUUAUUAGCUCAUCGGUAAAAAAGAGCUUGAAAAAAUCUAUGGGUUUUGUACAAGUAGCUUGUAUUUGUGGUUCUAUCAUUUUAUCCCCAGAAGUAAAUAGAAUCUUGUCUGGUACCUGAUCGUGCAAUGUAAUGUCCUGCCAUGGACCAAAAUUACUAGGUUGUCUUAUAUUCUCGUCGUCUUCACUGCUGCUUGAGCUUGAUGGUAAAGGUAAGAUUCUCUGUCUUUUAGCAACUAUAAUAUCUCUACCAAUACUAUAGUCACUUUCUUCACUAAUAUUAUCACUAUCCAAUUAAUUAUGCCGCCUAUACGGCGACAUACGAGUGCAAAGGGUUAAAAGUAUUGCUCGCACCUCUACUCAAAAAGACCACUUCCUUUGUCUUCUUUUUUCUUAAUACUAUGAGGCCCGUUUUUAUUUUCAACCUCCUAUCGCUUCAUGCAAACGCUAUGCGGGCAAAAGAAAGCGCAGUAGGCGACUGAGAAGCUAUCGCACUACACACACGCGUCAGUCGGCGUUGUGCUACAUCCACGUAAAUAUAUCCGCCAGCUUAUUGUACUUUUUCAAUUCAAUUUCGUCCACUAAAUUGUCAUAAUAUAAUAUUUUUUAAGUCAUCCCGAAUCACUAAUAACUUCUUUGAAAAUUCCUCAUUAUACGUGCUUAUCGGAAUAAAAACAAAGCGAACGGCUCUGUUUGCUCGCACUUAUUGAAUCAGGUUAUGUCUGGCGACAAAUCAGAAUGAAGUACUAUAAUCAGUUUUAACCGACUAUCCUCGGAGUAACGCGUUUUGUCUAGUAAGAACUAGUUUUAACUGAUAUUCGAUUUGAGCAUUAGUUAAUUCUAGUUUUAACAAAGGCAUUCAUUAAAAACUAGUUCUAUCUAAAAACUAGUUUUAACUGUAACAUAUAUAUAUAUAUAAAUGCUACUGUGUAUCGAACUUACCAUAACUUGCGUUGUAUAAUUUUUGCACUUGUAAAUGUUUUGUCAAAAAAUUUGUAUGAAGUAUGUGCAGAUUUUUAUUGAAUAAAAUCCAAAAAUAG
Messenger RNA from Diorhabda carinulata, 2810 nucleotides. RefSeq lists its product as uncharacterized. The transcript is spliced from 4 exons. The record is from RefSeq and is a predicted model, not a curated record. NCBI's taxonomy places the organism in Eukaryota, Metazoa, Arthropoda, Insecta, Coleoptera, Chrysomelidae. Gene Ontology annotation, cellular component: nucleus. Bases 149 to 925 code for a protein of 258 amino acids.